Messenger RNA from Insectozyma verbasci, 315 nucleotides. The record is from the annotation of a GenBank genome assembly. Lineage: Eukaryota; Fungi; Ascomycota; Pichiomycetes; Serinales; Debaryomycetaceae.
AUGAAAUAUUGUCAUACAAAACACUACAGAAAACAUCAUAGUUUCAACAAACUAGAUUCAAAAACUAUAAAAGCUAAAACAAUUGAAUCUUUCGAAAAGUUUAAAUUGAAAUUUGAAAAAUUUACUCAAUUAAUAAAUCAAGAUUCAAAAAUUACAACUAAAAUUAAAAUUGAAGAUAUUGGUGGUCCUAUAUUAUUACAAUCUUCUAAAUUUGAAAUGAUUGAAAAUUUACCUGAUAAUGAAACUGUUAGAUCUUAUGAACCAUCUAGUGUUUAUUCAAGUUGGGAUAAUAAACAGAAAUACAUUACCAUAUAA